AUGGCCGAUGAUGAAGACGUGAAGGAUUUGAAAAUUUUAUCUAUAAUUGGUUUCGAUGGUAGCAUACCUCAUGGGUUACAUUGUCACCCCGAUCAGAUUCACAUCAUUUAUCCAAUUGGAAAUUCAGUAACUAUUCAAAAUACUAAAACGAAACAACAAGAAUUUCUUAAUGGACACACAAAUACAAUAACAGCACUUACCGUUUCCCGUUCUGGAAAAUAUAUCGCUUCAGGGCAAAUUAAUCACAUGGGAUUUAAAUCAAUGGUGAUAUUAUGGGAUUUCGAAAGGAGAUGUUUAAUCGGAAAACAUGAAAUACACAAAGUUCGAGUUGAAUCUGUUAUAUUUACUUGUGAUGAUUCGUAUCUUGUUUCUUUGGGUGGUAGAGAUGAUACUUGUUUCGUCGUAUACGAUAUAAAAGAAAACGAACCUUUGUGUGGUGGUUUUGCAAAUGGUUCGAGUACGGGAAAUGCAUCAACUUUGUGCUGUACAAAUCGAAGAGGAGCUUGUUUUUUUACAGCUGGAGAUAAAACGUUAAGAUAUUGGAAGAUCGAUAAUAAACGAAGAAAAGCUCUCUUCACGGAAGUUAAUUUCAAUAAAAUAAAACGUCUUAUACAUUGCAUGGAGGUUGACAAAAAAGAUGAAUUCCUUUAUUGUGGAACUUCAACAGGAGAUAUUGCCAAAGUUUUCGUCGGAUAUCCCGAAGACGUUACACAAUUGGAACCCAAAAGACCGGCAACUUUGAUUGGUUGUUUUGGUAAAUACAUAGGUAAAAAUGCCAAAAUGCCAACCGGAUGCACGGCUGAAUGCUACAGUUUAGGUGUGAAGGCAUUAAUUUUAUUAGGCAAGGGUGAAAUAAUCGUGGGGGCCGGAAAUGGUUUGGUUGAACACGUUAAAGAACGAGACGAAUCUCAUUUAAAUGAUUAUGCGAAUUUGAGAGUUAAAGAUCCUUCCAUACCCAUGUUACUCAGUGUUCGUCAUCAUUGCGUCGAUUCCGGAGUGUCAUCAAUGAAAUUAUGGAACAAAGAUUUAAUUGUAGGUACCGAACAAUCAGAAAUUUUCAGCAUUAAUUUUGAAACUUGGAAUUUAAUACUAAAGUGUACUUGUCACACGACAGCUGUUUAUGAUAUAUGCUUUCCUAGUGAUUUUUCGGCAGUUUUUGCUACGUGUAGUAAAGAUACCGUUAGAGUUUGGAAUACGGAAACCUCACAAGAAAUGUUGAGAAUUAAUGUUCCCAAUUUUACUUGUUCGGGAGUUUCUUUUUACCAUAAUGGAAAGGGAAUAGUAACUUCUUGGAACGACGGUACCAUUCGAAGUUUUACACCUCAAACGGGAAAGCUCAUGUUUAUAAUUCAUAAUGCACACAAUAAAGGCGUGAGCGCAUUAAGCAUAACUAAAGACGCUUUGAAAAUAGUCAGCGGGGGUGGAGAAGGCCAAGUAAGAGUUUGGGACAUUAAACCAGAUGUACAAUCUUUAAGAGGUGUACUUCAAGAGCAUAAAGGACCGGUUUCGGCAAUACAUAUAAAUAAUGCCAACGAUGAAGCCGUUAGUGCCAGCACCGAUGGUUCUUGCAUCAUAUGGGACAUUAUAAGAUGCGUUCGUAAAAACAUUAUAUUCGCCAAUACGUUAUUUAUGGCCGUACGUUAUCACCCUUCGGAUUGUCAAAUUCUCACGACGGGAACAAAUAGAAAAAUUGCAUAUUGGGAAACAUACGACGGUUCUUUGAUUAGAGAUUUCGAAGGGUCGACAGCAUCCGGAUUGAAUACACUGGAUAUAACAGGAGAUGGGAAUUACAUAGUGACGGGAGGAAACGAUCAAAUGGUCAAGCUAUGGAAAUAUCAAGAAGGCAUAAAUACGCAUGUCGGUUUGGGUCACGCGGGAAUAAUAACCGCAGCAAAAUUUAGUCCCGAUAAUAAUUACAUAAUAACCGUAUCGGCCGACGGUGGUAUAUACCGUUGGCAAAAUCCCUACGCUCAAAAAGAAAGACAAAAAGAACCCAAGGAAACACCGGAUGUUAUUUCCGUUCAUUCCGAACCGAGCACGACAAAAGAGGCAAAAGAAAAAGAUCUCGAAGAAUGCAUAACAAAAACGAGAGAAAUAAAAUGCAAAUGCGGUUUGACAUCUUGCAAAUGCCCUAAAUUAUCCGUGACGACGACGAAAGCAUGCAAAUGUACAAAACCUAAAUGUAAAUGUACCUUAACCGUAGUUAAACCCAUCGUUAAAAAAUCUCAAUCUCAAUUACUACAUAGAAAAACGAUUAAGGUACCCAAAGACGACAUUGGUAGAAAUAAUAUUUACGGAGAUUAUUGCCUUAAUCCAAAAAAAAAAUAA
Molecule: messenger RNA, 2328 nt
Organism: Pediculus humanus corporis (human body louse)
Lineage: Eukaryota; Metazoa; Arthropoda; Insecta; Psocodea; Pediculidae
Product: WD-repeat protein, putative
Exons: 10
Coding region: 1-2328 (775 amino acids)
Biological process (GO): cilium assembly
Molecular function (GO): protein binding
Source: RefSeq, a predicted model, not a curated record